Molecule: messenger RNA, 3195 nt
Organism: Pogona vitticeps (central bearded dragon)
Lineage: Eukaryota; Metazoa; Chordata; Lepidosauria; Squamata; Agamidae
Gene: NMNAT1
Product: nicotinamide nucleotide adenylyltransferase 1
Biological process (GO): NAD+ biosynthetic process
Cellular component (GO): nucleus
Molecular function (GO): nicotinate-nucleotide adenylyltransferase activity; nicotinamide-nucleotide adenylyltransferase activity
Source: RefSeq, a predicted model, not a curated record
UUGCCCUGGUUACAGAGUUAGACUAGGGCUGAAGAGAUCCAGGAAGUCUCUCAAGUCUCAUUCAUAGGCCUAGAAUUUUUUUUUAAGGAGGAGCAAACCCUGUGCCCUCCCCUAAGGAGCGCGGAAAGAGAGAAACAUAAAAGCAUAACAGGAAAUUGGGAAAGGUUCUUUUGUCAACCCUAACUCCAAAGGACCUCCAGCAAUUCCUUCUACCGAAGCUGAGCCACUAUAUCUUCUACACAUCUUUUUACCUUGCAGGUGGCGGUUGCUCUGGCACGGCUCCCCCUCUGCACCCGCGGCGACAGCCAGAGCCCAUGGAAAAUUCGGACGACCGGACCGAGGUGGUCUUGCUGGCCUGCGGCUCCUUCAACCCGAUCACCCACAUGCACCUCCGGCUCUUUGAACUGGCGCGGGAUUACUUGCACGAGACGGGGAAAUACAAAGUGCUGAAGGGGAUCGUUUCACCGGUGGGGGAUGCGUAUAAGAAGACGGGGCUGAUCAGUGCCAGUCACCGGGUGGCCAUGGCAAAGCUGGCGACGGAGAACUCUGACUGGGUGGAAGUGGACGACUGGGAGAGCAGCCAGAAGGACUGGCAGGAGACCAUCAAGGUGCUCAGGUACCACCAGCAGAAGCUGAAGCGUCCGCCUCUCGCCAAGAGUUUCGACCCCGUCGCUGCCCCCAAUAAGGCGGGCCGGAAAAGGAAGCGAGAAGCCGGCAGCCGGGACCCCGUCCAACGAAACCAGCCGCAAACCAAAGGUGUCCCCCAGCUGAUCAUGCUUUGCGGGGCAGACAUCCUGGAGUCCUUUAGCGUCCCCAAUCUCUGGAAAGAGGAAGACAUUGUGGAGAUCGUUGCCAACCACGGCAUGGUGUGCGUCACCCGGAUGGGGAUCCACGCUCAGAAAUUCAUCUACGAAUCCGACGUGCUCUGGAACCACAAGGACAACAUUCACCUGGUGGAGGAGUGGAUUGCCAACGAUGUCUCGGCCACCAAGAUCCGGAGAGCGCUGAGGAGGGGCCAGAGUGUCCGGUACCUUGUGCCGGACAAAGUCCAGGCGUACAUUGAGCAGCACGACCUCUACACGGCCGAGAGCGAAGAUCAGAAUAAAGACGUUGUCUUGGCUCCUCUGCACCGAUAUACGAGGAAAGCAGCCAAGAACUGAACACUCCUUUCCUGCAGGGACAGGAUGGGGGGGCAGGUAGGAUGCACUCAAUGAUCGGAGUGCCUGCCGAUGCUCCCCUUGAAUGGCCUACAUUCGGGGCCGAUUCACUGGCUCCGGCCCCCAAGUGUCUGGCGUCUCCUGGUGCCUAGAAAUCGGGGCAUUCGGUAAAGCAGUCAACUGACUCUUCGAAACAGCCACAUGGACCUGCUCCGGUGUGUUUUGUGACCGCUUGAUUGGUCCAAAACUGCAAUAAUCGCCCCUUUACCUUCCCAUUCUUGGGUCACCCCGGUGUCCUUGGACUGCAACUCCCAGAAACCUGGGCCAGCCCAGCAUGUGGGGAAUAGUCUUCUGGGAGUGGCAGUCCCAGAACACCAAGGUGAUGUAGAUCCUUGGCCUACGCCAGUGGGCAGAAAUGGUCCAGAGCAUAGCAUCAGCCGCAAUGCAUCCUGGCCCAGUUCCAGUUUGGUAGCUGGAUAUUACCUGUUUGAGGGAGGGAGAAGCAGUGGCCGACAACAGCAGCGAGGGGAGAACGUUUUCCCGUUGGGUGUGCUCAAAUGGAAAGAGGAAGGAAGGACCCCAUUUUCCUCCACCCCUUUGGGUGUCCAGCUGCAGGCUGCCUCUGGCUCCCCGUAAGGCACAGGUCUUUUUUUUCCCCUCCUUCCCGAUUUCCUGCCAAAACAGCAGGUGUGGUUCUAGUUAACACCAACGCCCAACCAAGUAAACCCUGGUUGCAUCAUGAACCACAGUUCGCACUGGGAUCGAGAUACAGUACUCAUGAUAGCACUGGUGGAUGGUUCUGAAAAGAGGGAGGAAGAGAGGCUUCGUGUCCUAAAGGAAGGGGAAAGGGGAGAAGCAGGAAGGAAGCUCUUGGUCUGCGUUCCACAAUUCGAACGGGCAGGGUUAUGUCUGCAAAAUGCUGUUUGUGGACAGACUGGGUGUUGCUGCGUCACUGUGUUCCUACGGGACUGUUCUUGGAAGGAAAAAAAAGAACCAAGCAGGAAAGGGUUAGUCCACACAUUCAACUUCAACACAACAGGGCCAGAUUUUUGCACUUUUCCCCCUCCCUGGCAGCGUCCUGUGAUUCUAUAAGACUCAAAGAAAUAAGCUGCAGGAUUUAUUCGUAUCGGGGCUGGGGGGGUGUCUGUGAAAAAGGAUCUUGAUGGGGCGAACGGAUCCGAUGACUUGAGAACUUGUGCAAAGAAGAAACAGAAUAUUCAUGAGCCGUCGACUCCCUGGAGCAAGAUUCCUCCUGUUUAAAAAAAAAAACAACAAAUUAGAAGUUGGGGUGGGGGAGAGGGAAGGGAAAAUGUGAAAAGCCAUGAUGUGCAGUAUAAUGAUUGGAGUUUGUCAGGGCAACAGUGCUUUUUUGUUUGAAGAUUUUUUAAAAAAACAUUAUUGCGUAUAGAGAGAAGAAAGAUCCUUAGAAAAUCUGCACCCGUUUCCUUUGAACCAGGGACCUGGAGGUUUUGAGAGUUGCUGGACUACAACUCCUAUCACCCACAGUUUGACCAUCCUGGGUAGCUGCCAGGUUAUAGGAGUUUUGUAACAUCACAGAGCUGAAGAUCUCCGGGUUCAGGGACGCCAAACGACACCCACAAACAGAGUCAGCGUUGUUAUGGCUCCUCCAAAAGGCAUAAUGGAAGGUGGCUUCAAGGCUCUUUCUUUUUAAAUUAGCUUUUGAGCAUAGGUGUGGGGGGAUGUUGAUUUAUUUUCCUUGUUUUUAUUUUUGCUUUCCAUUUUUCGCUCUAAAACAUUGUUUAGAUGAAUCAUUCGCAAAAGAACAAAGCAGAGCCCAAGAGUGGCGUGUUUACAAAUUUGCCUUUCAUUACAGAAAUUACACUUUGCUACUCCUCACCAACAGUUUACCCUUGAGAAUCAUCAUGCUGGAAUGUGUUUUGUGUGCGUGCACACGGGUGCCUUCCUGCGCUUUAUUUUCGGUGCCAGAGAAGCGCUGUAUAGAAGCCAAGAGGGGGGAAUGCGUGUGUCCUUUUGCAAACUAUCUCUUGGAAAAUUAGAAUAAACCCGGUGCAAUAAA